Dermacentor albipictus is the source of this 1820-nucleotide messenger RNA. RefSeq lists its product as uncharacterized. Lineage: Eukaryota; Metazoa; Arthropoda; Arachnida; Ixodida; Ixodidae. The record is from RefSeq and is a predicted model, not a curated record.
CCGGACCGUGAGGUCGCUCACAUUCCGACGCUGUCGAGCCUUCUUCACACACGACGGGCACGUCGGACUUUGGCGUGAACGACCAGGGACUUUGUGUUGCGCUCGAAAUCGGCUAUUGCCAAGAUCACGAUCCUUCGGAAUUCCGAACUGUGGUUAUGCUGCUUGUGUCAAAUCUCAGAUUCCUUCACUGAAAGUCACAGCCUAAGAAAAGUGCCCCACAUUUCGACACUGCGCUUCGUCAUCGACAACCUGCCCACGGUGUCGACCUAGCGGCGAACUCAUCGGCGACCUAGCGGAAGCGUCGUCUUCUUGGACGAUCCGACGAACGACCAUAUACGAAUCGAUCAACUCGCUAUUCGACGAAAGCUUGACGCUUUUCGCUGAAAGAACAGCUUUUAAUUCCUCGUUUGCUUCGUUUGCCACGUUUCGUGCGGGAUUUCGAUCCCCACCGGCUUCAGUAAACGCCGAUCGAAGACAGCAUAGCCGUGCCCUGGACCUCUGCAACCGGUUGGCGGUGGUUGUGAUGGUUUACGUCCAACAUACGUCCCGGAGCGAAAGACGACUUGGAGGUUGCGCUGACGUUUCGGCCAUCGAAGAUCCCAACUAGCCGCCGGGAGGCCGGUAAGCCGGCUUCACGUCGCAAGCCGGGAGUCGAAGUCAUGGAGGGUGUCGUCGCUGCGAUGUCAAGAAAGUACUCCUGGGCCAUCGGAGCUUUGUGUGUCAUUGCAAUGAUGCUGAUUGGACAGUCAACAGUGGAGGGUGCUAAGGGAGUCACUAUCCUGGACUGCAUCAGACAGGAGAUCCCGGCAACGGUUUCUCCAAAGUUCCAAGAGUGCGUAGACAACGUAACCAUUGGAAGCUUCUACAAAUUCAUGACCGGUUUGCAAUGCAUCCUGAGGCUCGCGAAUGCAAUUCGACCGGAUCGCUUUGUCGACACCGCGCUGCUGUUCUCGGCAGUUGGUGACUUCAAGGGUACCCGGUUCGAGCUUGCAGUCGACAAGUGCGCCUCGCCGCCCAUGCUGGCGAUCAAGUUUACCACCUGCCUUUUCACUCGCUUUCAGGAGGUUUGCAAAACUAGAGUGAAGAAACCAGGAUAGUCAUUCCUGAAGAUCACUGCAGAGUGCACAGCGUUCGUCGUAGCGCACGCGCCUGCGAGGGGGAGAUUGGUGCGUGCAGCAGUCCACGCCACCUUCGUGAACCGCAGAGGCCCGCACGGCAGCUCCACGAGCACGUCGCACAGCACCGGAGACGCCUACACGUAUAACGUGGAGGCACAGCACGCUAUCGUAUGCGUCGCUGCACGACAAACGCGAAACGCAUGCGCGUAAUGAUCACCUGGGCAAUCGUACGACCGUAGAAUGUACCAAUAAGUAGCCUUUAAAAUUUACAGUAAGUUUGUUAUUAGCUUUCACCCACAGGUUCCAGUAUGUUUUCGGGCAGCCAUCUUUUCGAAGCAUUGUCUGAUGCGUAGAACGGUUUUCAUGCGCUACUUUAUGGUUAUUUUGUAAAAAAAAAUCGCGUCGUCUUUUCACUGAUUGGCAACGCUUGUAGGAGGCACAUGUAGAUAUUUCUCCCCUUUUAGGACGUCUCUGUGUCUCGUUAAGGUGCAGAAUAUAUAUGUCACUAAUUUGUGCCGAUGUUGACUGUGAGUGCAGGUGGAAGGGAAGCGUUGCAGAUGCGUUGAGCAGGCCGCACCUUCCAGGUGCGCAGAAUAUUGUUCAUUUCGAAUUGCAACGUAAAAGUUGCAGAAGCUCUUUGUCGUUUGCUAAGGCAAUGAUUGUAUCACCCGCAUUUGUUAUGUUUGCGAUCGCAUAUACAUA